AUGGGCGCCGUGGCGGAGUGCGACAGGAUCAGGGGCCCGUGGAGCCCCGAGGAGGACGACGCGCUGCGGCGGCUGGUGGAGAGGCACGGCGCGCGCAACUGGACGGCGAUCGGGCGCGAGAUCCCGGGGCGGUCGGGCAAGUCGUGCCGCCUGCGGUGGUGCAACCAGCUGUCGCCGCAGGUGGAGCGCCGGCCCUUCACGCCCGAGGAGGACGCCGCCAUCGUCCGCGCCCACGCGCAGCUCGGCAACCGCUGGGCCGCCAUCGCGCGCCUCCUCCCCGGCCGCACCGAUAACGCCGUCAAGAACCACUGGAACUGCUCCCUCAAGCGCAAGCUCGCCGCCGCCGCCGUGUCCGGGUCGGGAGUGGUCUCCGCUGCCGCCGCCGCCCCCGAGAUCGAGGCGGCGCGCCCGAGCAAGCGCGUCAGCCUCUCGCCCGACAGCCCGUCGGGGUCCGGGUCGGGGUCGGGUUCGAGGUCCGACCGUAGCGAUCUCAGCCACGGCUCCGGGUCCGGGCAGAUUUACCGCCCGGUGGCGCGGUCCGGCGGGUUCGAGCCGGCGGACUGCGCGAUGAGCCGUCCGCGGGUGGACGACGACCCGCUCACCUCCCUCAGCCUCUCGCUCCCGGGCACGGACCACCAGCGGUUCCACCACGACCGCGCCCACAGCCAGUUCCAGGAGCUCCCGGCGUCGCCGCCCUCGCCCUCCCCGCCGCCUCCUCCUCCGGCGGCGGCGGCGGCACCACCCGCGCCCUCGGCGUACCCGUUCAGCCCCGAGUUCAUGGAGGCGAUGCAGGAGCUGAUCCGCACGGAGGUGCAGCGGUACAUGUCGAGCGUGGGCGUGCGCGCCGGGUGCGGCGCCGCGGGCGGCGCCGACCUCUGCAUGCCGCAGCUGGUGGAGGGCGUCAUGCGCGCCGCCGCCGAGCGAGUCGGCCGGAUGCAGUAG
Miscanthus lutarioriparius is the source of this 942-nucleotide messenger RNA. Lineage: Eukaryota; Viridiplantae; Streptophyta; Magnoliopsida; Poales; Poaceae. The record is from the annotation of a GenBank genome assembly.